CAACAGCUUCUGUCUGAUGCAAACGGCCGAACAAACAAGACAUUUUGAAGACUGUUUUGAACGGUUAAAAUGGACGACCCAUCCUUCUUUAAAGUCGAACUGGACGAAGAGGAAGCUAAGAGGAGUAUAUUAAUAACGGAUGUGCCUGAAAAUGUUUCUCCUAAAGAUGUUGUUAUUCACUUUCAAAAGAAAAGCAAUGGCGGAGGCGAAGUUGUGAAUAUUGAUGAUCAUGGCAAUGAACACCGUUCGCCUGUCGUUAUAACAUUUGAAGAUCCUUCAAUUGUGGGAAGAGCCAUUGAGCUUCAACAUAUCAUUAACGGAAAAGAAGUCACCGUACAGCGAUACCCUGCUGAAACGAGGAUACCUGAGAUCUUUUCUCUCGUAGAUGUAAGAAUCAAUCUUAAAGUCUUUGAUGGCUCCAUUUUCKUAUUARAAGAAGUGCUCWCCUAUCUARAAAGUGAACUUGGAAUUGAAUAUUGCGAGAAUAGAUAUGGAUAUUCAAUCCGUGGAUCAUACAAGCAAAUUAGAUCAUGUCGUAAUUAUAUCCAGGAUAAUAUUCGUAAUGGCAAGAUCUCACAACAGAUGCCACGAGGAUGUGCUAUCUAUGGCGAAGCUGAAGAGGCUGCGUCACCUGAAGAAAGGGAUGCCACUUCAAGAUCUACUGAAACAAAUGAUUACAAAAAAAACGAUGCCAUGACUUUCCAGUCUGUUCCUAUCAUCUUGCAAUUUAUCUUUACUGUCUCAAAGUAUGCAAGAAGAAUUCAAGAUAUUGAGUCAGAAUUCAAUGUCAAAAUUGGUGCWGUUGAUGGUGGGUCAAAAGUGUYAAUCAKMCCAUUGCCAGGAUGCACGCAGACAAAACAUCAUGAUGCCUGUGAGGAAUACAUUGAACUAUACAAAGAGGUCUGUGACAGUCCCAAAAUGUCUAAGAAUCUCCUUCUCAGACCAGGCAUCGGUUCAGACUUCUCGGUUAAAGAGGUAGUAAUGAAAGUAUUGCUAAUGGAACCAGUUGCCAUUCAGGAGAUGGAGGAACAAGAUAAAUGGCUGUUUUACGGGGAAGAGACGAAUGUAAGGUCUGCAAUCAACGCAGUAUGCAACAUGUUGAAGAUUGAUAAUCCGCUUCGAAAAACUCGUAAAGCAAGAGUACGACAAGUUACAGAGAACGAUGCUGGUACAGCUCAUAGCCUCCCGAAGCAAUCGGGGAAUGACAAGGCAGAGGAACAUGCAGUGCAGAAACAUCCCAAUAACGUAAGAAGUCAUAUUCAUAAAGACUUCCCAGGUGACACAGAACAGCCUUGUGUGGUUCAAACAAAGAAGGGAUUCCGGUKGACGGUUUACCAGGGAGACAUAGUUGAAGAGCGAGUUGACGUCAUUGUCAGCACCACUGACGAUUCUCUUGGAUUUUUUGCGGGAUUAUCUAAAGCAAUUGUUGAUAAAGGAGGACGCACAAUCGAAAAGGAAAUUGUAGCCGAAAGUAAACGGAAAAAGAUAAAGCCAGGCAACAUAAUCGUGACAGGACCAGGAAAUCUGCAUUGCUUGAAAAUUCUCCAUUUGAUCACUAACAGACACAAAAGGACCAAAGAAAAGUGUAAGGCAAUUGCCAACGCAGGGUGUUUGCAUUGCCUAAAGGUCGCACAAAAACAGAAACUAACUUCCAUUGCUUUUCCAGCUUUGGGAACAGGGCUACAAGGAAUAACCCUAGACACCUGUGCAAUAGCUAUGCUCAAUGCUGUUGAGGAAUACAUGAAAUGCAAUGAUCCGAAAGUAGACGCCGUUGCCGAUAUACGAUUUGUCCAUUUGGAUGCCCGUGCAGCUGAGGUAUUCAAAACUGAAGUCACAAAAAGAUACGGGGAUUCCAUCGUGAAACCGUCUGGAGAAAAAGGCUACGGUAGACACACCGAUUAUGAGACUUUAUCUCCCCCUUCACCAGAUUCUAAAGUUGUAUCAUCAGUUGAUAAAAAGACAGGAAAGAAAGAAGAUGAUGAUGUCUGUCCGAUCUGUUUGGAUGGUUUCCAUGAUCCUACAGCUCUGCCAAAGUGCAAACACAAGUUCUGUAAGAAGUGUAUUGAUCAAGCUUUCCAGCACCGUAAGGCUUGUCCUACCUGUGGAAUGGCCUAUGGAGUGCACACAGGAAACAUGCCACCUGGUACAAUGAACCACUACUUCGACAGUUAUCCACACCUUCCGGGAUAUGAAAGAUGCGGUACCAUAAGGAUAGACUACAAUUUUCCAAGUGGAACACAAGGUCCUGAACACCCAAACCCAGGACAAUGGUACGGUGGAACUUCAAGAACGGCUUAUUUACCCGACUGCCAAGAGGGAAGAGAGGUACUGGAUUUGCUCAAAAAAGCAUUCAAUGCAAGGCUGACUUUUACCAUCGGACGUUCUGUGACUACUGGUGCUUCUAAUGUCGUGACAUGGAAUGAUAUACACCACAAGACCAACCCUUAUGGGGGAUCAACUGGAUUUGGAUACCCAGAUCCAACUUACCUAAAGAGGGUUAAAGACGAGCUCGCUGCCAAAGGAAUCAAAUGAACGUCGUUUUUUAUGAUAAAUGAUCUCUGAAAGCAAAAAUGCGAAACUGAGACUUAAGUUAAUUACAAUUGUUAGUAAUUUCUUACCUUGGAAGGGGUAAUAACAGUUAACUCAUGACUACUUUGACAGCUAGCAGCAAAAAGCUGUUUCUUACUAGUGACAUAAGAAUAACAUAAGCAUGAGCAUAAUGAUGAAAACGUUCCCUUCUUCUUUUGCUUGUGCUUCUACUUUUGUCGCUGAAUUCCCAGUGAGACGUAUUAGUGCCACCAGGGUCUUGGUAUCACCAUUGUUUUCUUGGGACUCAGUGCGCAUGGCUUCAUGGUAAUAUCGUUAACGUUAUAUGAGGGGCACCACCAUUUCUUGGUAAUAUCGUAGCCGUUGUAUGAGGGGCCCCAGGGUAUUAGGGUUGCCAGGGUCUUGAUAUCACCAUGGUUUUCUAGGGAAUUAGUGCCUUCAUGGUAAUAUCGUAACCGUUACAUGAGGGGCCGCAGUGUGUUAGUAAUUUCAGGGGUUAGGUAUCACUAGGAUAUCAAAAGCCUUCGUAUUUACAUGGAAUUUAUUAUAGUGAGGGGCUACAGGGUAUUAGGGCCACUAAGGUUUUGGUACGUUAAGGGUAGAAAAAUGUAUCGCUAUCACGAUCGUCGUAGUAUUGCCGUUACCCGGGGAACGAUGGAUACAAGGAAUUGUAGCCCCAAGGGGAUGAAAAUCACAGGAUAUUAGCCCCUGUAGAAAAUAUCCACCACAAGUGUUCAAGUUUUAAGUACGUCCAUUCUGCCAUGGACUAUUACUAUUAACACAGUAGCUUAGUUUCAAGUAUUACAUUAUUUCAAUAGACAGUUUUGUUGUUGUUCAGCAAAAUCUUGAUUAACUAAUCCACGGUUUUCCCAUUGAAAUCACGUGUCAUUUCUACGAGAAUUAUUUCUUUCUUUUUUUAUUAAUAGCAUGAAUGACUAAACAGUUUAUCGUGUAUGAAUCUCAAAUAAAGAAUAUUAUUCUAAAAGGAA
Messenger RNA from Actinia tenebrosa (Australian red waratah sea anemone), 3536 nucleotides. RefSeq lists its product as uncharacterized. NCBI's taxonomy places the organism in Eukaryota, Metazoa, Cnidaria, Anthozoa, Actiniaria, Actiniidae. The record is from RefSeq and is a predicted model, not a curated record.